Messenger RNA from Fraxinus pennsylvanica, 852 nucleotides. The record is from the annotation of a GenBank genome assembly. Lineage: Eukaryota; Viridiplantae; Streptophyta; Magnoliopsida; Lamiales; Oleaceae.
AUGGGGCGAAGUAAGCUUCCGAUUAAGAAAAUAGAGAAUGUUACCAAUAGACAGGUUACAUUCUCCAAACGCAGAUAUGGCCUCAUUAAGAAAGCUUAUGAAAUUGCAGUUUUGUGCGACAUUGAUUUAGCUUUGAUCAUGUUCUCUCCUUCUGGUCGCCUUAGCCAUUUCUCUGGUAGAAAAAGAGUCGAAGAUGUGAUUUAUCGAUAUAUUAAUCUCUCUGAUCAUGAUAGAGGAGGGAUUAUCCAGAAUAGAGAGUAUAUAAUCAACACCAUAAUGAAAAUCAAAACUGAAAAGGACGUUGAAAUACAAAGGAAAUUCAGCAAGAAAUCUCUGACUUGCAACAUCAACUUGAGAGUGCUCAAGAACUACUUAGAGAAACCUGGUGAACAAGGUGGAGCAGCAAUCAAGUUAUCAAGACACCAUACAGUGGUCCAAUACAUCAGCGAAGCACACACACAGGGAGUAAAUACCUCACUACUUGAUGAUCAUGCCAUUGACUUAAACUAUGGGAAUCAUAUGAAUACUGGCUCUGAUGCAUCUUCUGCUGCUCUAAGGGACCAGUCAUCGCCAACUAUGUAUGAAUCUGUGUCCCAAACAAGUGUGAAUGAAAAUUUGCAGAAUGCUGAAGGUUGUCACAAUAGCAACCCCAUUAGCCAUGACAGCUUUCAACAAAUGCAUCUCUCUAAAGAUUUCUUUAAUGCUCUAUUGCCUCCAGAAACCUCAGGUUAUUUGGACAAGGUUAAAAUGGAGAGUCCAAGAGAAGCGCUCGUUGCAUUAAAUCAGCAAAUUGCCAUUUCAUCGGAGUUAUUGCCUAGCCACCAGCUGUCAUCAGGUGAACUGCAUCCAUAA